UGCUGCCUCAAACCUCAAUGGACCGAGGAGAGACCGCGCUGCUGUCGCCGCAGGACGCGUGCCGCUGGACCGGAGCCUUAAGUGCAUGAGACCCUGACCCACUGCACCGCUCUUUUCUGAAGCUCAAGUGCACUCCUCUGAUCUUCUGAUGUGGUCCUCUCUGCACAUGCCUCGCGUGUCCAUCAUGGACCUGUCGGCCGAAAGCAUCCAUCCCGCGACCCUCCGCGCACUGCUGCUCUCAUGCGUCACGCUGCUGUUCACGGUGCACCUGUGGCGCUGGCUCCGGCUGCGCUCCUCACCCCCGGGUCUCUCACUCCCUGGACCCCCGCUCCCCGGGCCUCUCCCGUGGCCCAUCAUAGGGAACGCGGCACAGAUGGGCAGUGCGCCGCAUAAGUACUUUAAGCAUUUGACCAAAAAAUACGGAGAUGUCUUCCAGAUUAAGCUGGGCUCGAGGCCCGUGGUGGUUCUGAACGGAGACUCCAUCAGACAAGCGCUCGUCAAACAGGGGCAGGACUUUGCGGGGAGACCAGACUUUACCUCGUUUAGGUACGUCUCUGAGGGCAACGGGGUCGCGUUCAACACGCCAUCAGACUGGUGGAAGGUGCACCGAAAGAUAUCCCACUCCACUUUACGCAUGUUUUACCAGGGCAACCCCGAGACCAAGAAAACGUUUGAGCGUCAUAUUUUGUCUGAGUUCGGGGAACUUCUGCAGCUCUUUGUGGAAAAGACACAAGAGAAGCUCUACUUUGUGCCCAUGACUUAUCUGGUGGUGUCCACGGCAAACAUCAUGAGCGCGCUCUGCUUCGGAAAGCGCUACUCUUAUGAGGAUGAGGAGUUUCGGCAGGUGGUGGGACGAAAUGAUCAGUUCACCAAGACAGUGGGCGCGGGCAGCAUCGUGGACGUGAUGCCGUGGCUGCAGUACUUUCCAAACCCCAUCAAAACCAUCUUCGACAACUUCAAGAGUUUGAAUCUGGAGUUCUGCACCUUCAUCCGCGAUAAAGUGAUGGAGCAUCGCAAGACCAUGGAAACCGGGACCAUCCGGGACAUGACUGACGCGUACAUCGUGGCGCUGGACAAUCUGCGGGACCGCUCCGGGAUCACGCUGGAGAAGGACUUUGUCACGCCGACUGUGGGAGACGUGUUUGGGGCGAGUCAGGACACCCUGUCCACGGCGCUGCAGUGGAUCAUCCUGAUCCUCAUCAGGUUCCCAGACAUGCAGCGUCGUCUUCAGGAGGAGGUGGACAAAGUGGUUGAUCGUGAGCGUUUACCUUCUCUCGAGGACCAGCCGCGUCUCCCUUACGUCAUGGCGUUCAUCUACGAAGUCAUGCGUCUGUCCAGUUUUGUGCCCUUAACCAUCCCCCACGCUACCACCACCGACACCUCCAUCAACGGAUACUCUGUGCCGAAGAACACCGUCGUCUUCAUCAACCAAUGGUCCAUCAACCACGACUCCAAACUCUGGGACGACCCCGAAACCUUCAACCCGCUUAGAUUUCUAACACCAGAGGGCGCCCUGAACAAAGAUCUGACCAGUAGUGUGCUUAUGUUCUCUCUGGGGAAGCGAAGGUGCAUCGGUGAAGAGUUGUCCAAACUGCAGCUGUUUUUGUUUACCGCGCUCAUCGCUCAUCAGUGUAAUAUCAAGUCUGACCCCUCCAGGCCACCGUCCAUGGACUACAGCUACGGGCUAACGCUAAAGCCGUACGCGUAUCACAUCGCGGUGACGCUAAGAGACGGGAGAGGAGGGGAGCAGACGGACUCGCAUAAAAGUAGUGGGCAUAAGGAGACCAUGAAGGAAGGCUGAACAAAAACCUCCAGCUCUGAAGUUUGGAGCGCAGUUGUUAACGAUGGGAGAAAGUAAAUUAGCUUUUAAACUCAUCCAGAAGAUUUGACAAAAUGACUGAACUAUAUUAGAAAAGUUAUAUUCUAUACACACAAAAUGUUCUCGUAUUUUUUUCAAUUUGAACCACAGUCCUUCUGAUCGGAGGGUAGAUGUUUGCCGACAGCACGAGAUAAAAAGAGAGUAAAAAAAUUCAACUGAAAGAGACAAAAAAGUAAGAAAAAAGUCAACAUACCAUUAUAAUAAAAGAAAUUUGGCUAACAGUCCUAAAUCUACACAGGCAUUGGCGUAACUAGAAAACGUUAUGGUUGGAUCACGAUUUAACUUUAGCAACGAUUACCAAAACACUCAAAAUUAAACCCUAAAUACCUAAAUACCUGACCCUAAAUAAAUAUACUAUGUAAACUUUUUCCAUUUAAAUAUUUUAUGAUAAGUGGUUUUAAUUAGAUACCUCAAACUUUACACAAUUUGCUUUGGAUCAACAUGAAUAAUUAGCUGGAAAAAAGGUUACAUAUACUUAAAAAUGGACAACAAUUCAUCUUUUUACACUGAAAAUGAUCAGAACCAAUGAUCAGAAUGUUCAAAUACUUCACUAAUUCUGCUUUUCCCCAUCACUUUCAACUGUACUUCCAAACUCUGAUCACGUAUGAGAGGUUAAUAUAUAUUUAUAAGCUCAAAUCUCAGGCUAAAUGUAUUGUGGAUUUUGUAUCGAGACUUUAAAGUAUUACAUGACCUAUACUUACAUGGCCUUCGUGACUUAUCGGGAGUUGAACCCACAACCUCGGCCUGUUAUAUCACUGGAGACAGGCCACUGGACGAAUGCUGCUGUUUCACUAAACAUGGACACACUUUUGCUGUGAAGUUAUUGACUUGUAUUUUGCUGUGUUAACGUAAAAUAACCUAUAUUUUUUAUUAUCCAGGAAUGAAAACGAGUGCUAUUUUAAUACUACAGUUUUCUACGUGCAUUUUGGCAUAUUUAAUACCUGUAGUUCAUGCUGUAACGUUAACAGUUACAUAAGCUUUUAGUUAUCUCUCGGCCUUUUAAAAUAUAUCACAAAUAGUGGAGAGUUUGUGAAUAGAUACAGGUUUGGUGCUCUUGACGUCAUUGAGUUAGAAUGUUAUUGAUUUCCAAGACACAUAUUAUUUUAGUAAGGAAAUGCAAGAUAUUUAUAUUAGUUUAAAAAAUAUAUGUAUGUAUGUAUGACUUAGACAUAUCUAUCUCCAUGGAGACAAUAAAGCAAAGUUACAGGUCAGACAGCCCCACUCAAGACAUGUUUUUCAAGAUAUCUUUGAGUUACAGUAUAUAAAUGCCAUACACUGAACAUUCUAGGUAAAGGAAUAACAUCUCCAUGGAGACAAGCAAGAGGCAGAACUUGCACCAGAAAAAGUUACACAGUGCACCUUUAAAGUUAGAACCAUGAUUACACAUCUAUACUGUUGUUAUGUCUUUGGGCAAGGCACUGUGACAAAGUAACACGAUUACUUCAAAAUUAUGACUUUAAAUGUCCAUCAAAGGCUAAAACAAAUAGAAUUAUUAAAGAAAAAGUUGUUAAUAAACUUGCAUGUAACUUGGGUGAAAAGACAUUUUUUGAGGGUUGUCAUUAGUUAGCAAGACUUGUUUUUCCAAAGAAAGAAGUGACAUAAUUAUUGCAAAACUACUGUAUGGUUUGCGUCACAACUUUUCCACCUGAAACUUACUUAGAAAUUGGACAAUGUGAAUUCAUGCAUUGGUGCUUGCUUACAGUAUAUACAGUCCGACUUUCUAUUAUUUAGAACGUUCUCUUUACCUCCACCACUAUUUUUGCCUUACAUUUAGCAUAGCAUAAUUUACUGUAUAAAACAACAGAUAAUUCAACUCAGGAAUAUAAUAUGCAAGACUCAUUUUGACACUGUUCAGACCAGAUUACACAAACUCAAACGGUGGACUGUACAAUACUCACUUUAGAACAGUGUUACGUAGCUAUAGUGUUUAAGUUUUAUUUGUGACAUUUUUUUUCAAUGUCAGACGCUGCUUCAUACGGACUCUCUUUUGAUGCCAGUAGCUACAAUUUUUGCAAAAAAGCUACACGAUUUUUACUGGAGUGAACUCUGAAUUUUGAGUUAUUUGGUCUUGAAUUGUACAAUGCUCAAUGGUAUUUCUGAUCAGUUUAGUCCAGCUUAAAACAAGAAUUAAAAGGUGCAAAUGUUUUGAAAAAAAAAAAAAA
This is a messenger RNA of Periophthalmus magnuspinnatus, 4041 nucleotides long. It is a transcript of the gene cyp1b1, whose product is annotated as cytochrome P450 1B1. Gene Ontology annotation, molecular function: iron ion binding; steroid 17-alpha-monooxygenase activity; heme binding. Bases 149 to 1801 code for a protein of 550 amino acids. Gene Ontology annotation, biological process: hormone biosynthetic process; progesterone metabolic process. The record is from RefSeq and is a predicted model, not a curated record. The transcript has 2 exons. Lineage: Eukaryota; Metazoa; Chordata; Actinopteri; Gobiiformes; Gobiidae.